Molecule: messenger RNA, 3676 nt
Organism: Orycteropus afer afer
Lineage: Eukaryota; Metazoa; Chordata; Mammalia; Tubulidentata; Orycteropodidae
Gene: TAF2
Product: TATA-box binding protein associated factor 2
Biological process (GO): transcription initiation at RNA polymerase II promoter
Cellular component (GO): transcription factor TFIID complex
Molecular function (GO): transcription cis-regulatory region binding; RNA polymerase II general transcription initiation factor activity; chromatin binding
Source: RefSeq, a predicted model, not a curated record
UGUGAGGUCCCGGGGAGCGGUAAUGAACGGCAGUCCCCCGGGAAGUGGGGAAUCCACGGUUCGCCGGACUGCUUCAUGCCUCCGACUGGUAUAGAGCCCGCCAGGAUGAACAGGAAGAAAGGAGACAAGGGGUUUGAAAGCCCAAGGCCAUAUAAAUUAACCCACCAAGUGGUCUGCAUCAACAACAUAAACUUCCAGAGAAAAUCUGUUGUGGGAUUUGUGGAACUGACUGUAUUUCCCACUGUUGCAAACUUGAAUAGAAUCAAGUUGAACAGCAAACAGUGCAGAAUAUACAGAGUGAGGGUCAACGAUUUAGAGGCUGCCUUUAUUUAUAAUGAUCCAACCUUGGAAGUUUGUCACAAUGAAUCAAAACAGAGAAAUCUCAAUUAUUUUUCCAAUGCUUACGCAGCGGCAGUUAGUGCUGUGGAUCCUGAUGCAGGAAAUGGAGAACUUUGCAUUAAGGUUCCCUCGGAGCUAUGGAAGCAUGUGGAUGAGUUAAAGGUCCUGAAAAUACACAUCAAUUUCUCUUUGGAUCAGCCAAAAGGAGGUCUUCAUUUCGUGGUGCCCAGCGUAGAGGGAAGUAUGGCUGAGAGAGGUGCUCAUGUUUUCUCCUGUGGGUAUCAGAACUCCACAAGGUUUUGGUUCCCAUGUGUUGAUUCAUACUCUGAAUUAUGUACGUGGAAAUUAGAAUUUACAGUAGAUGCUGCAAUGGUAGCUGUUUCCAAUGGAGAUUUGGUGGAGACGGUGUAUACCCACGAUAUGAGGAAGAAGACUUUCCAUUACAUGCUUACCAUUCCAACAGCAGCGUCAAAUAUCUCCUUGGCCAUUGGACCUUUUGAGAUACUUGUAGAUCCAUAUAUGCAUGAGGUUACUCACUUUUGUUUACCCCAGCUUCUUCCGUUGCUUAAACAUACCACGUCAUAUCUUCAUGAGGUCUUUGAAUUUUAUGAAGAAAUUCUUACAUGUCGAUACCCGUACUCCUGUUUUAAAACUGUAUUCAUUGAUGAGGCUUACGUUGAAGUGGCUGCCUACGCUUCCAUGAGCAUUUUUAGCACAAACCUUUUACACAGUGCCAUGAUUAUAGAUGAGACACCGCUGACUAGAAGGUGUUUAGCCCAGUCUUUGGCCCAGCAGUUUUUUGGGUGUUUCAUAUCUAGAAUGUCUUGGUCUGAUGAAUGGGUGCUGAAGGGAAUUUCAGGCUAUAUCUAUGGACUUUGGAUGAAAAAAACUUUUGGUGUUAAUGAGUAUCGACAUUGGAUUAAAGAGGAACUAGAUAAGAUAGUAGCAUAUGAAUUGAAGACUGGUGGAGUUUUACUACAUCCCAUUUUUGGUGGAGGGAAAGAGAAAGAUAAUCCAGCAUCCCAUCUUCACUUUUCAAUAAAGCAUCCACAUACGCUUUCCUGGGAAUAUUACACUAUGUUCCAGUGUAAAGCUCACCUUGUGAUGAGAUUAAUUGAAAAUAGAAUCAGUAUGGAAUUUAUGCUACAAGUUUUCAAUAAACUGCUAAGUCUAGCUAGUACUGCUUCAUCUCAGAAGUUCCAGUCACAUAUGUGGAGUCAGAUGCUGGUUUCCACAUCUGGGUUUUUGAAAUCCAUCUCCAAUGUCUCUGGCAAAGACAUCCAACCUUUAAUAAAGCAGUGGGUAGACCAGAGUGGAGUGGUAAAAUUUUAUGGAAGUUUUGCAUUUAAUAGAAAACGAAAUGUCUUAGAAUUGGAAAUAAAACAAGAUUAUACAUCUCCUGGAACUCAGAAAUAUGUGGGACCACUUAAAGUGACAGUACAAGAGUUAGAUGGAUCCUUCAAUCAUACAUUGCAAAUUGAAGAAAACAGCCUUAAACAUGAUAUACCUUGCCAUUCCAAAAGCAGAAGAAAUAAGAAGAAAAAAAUUCCGCUGAUGAAUGGAGAAGAAGUUGACAUGGAUCUUUCUGCAAUGGAUGCCGAUUCCCCGUUGCUGUGGAUAAGGAUAGACCCGGACAUGUCGGUACUGAGGAAGGUGGGAUUUGAACAAGCAGAUUUUAUGUGGCAGUACCAGCUCCGCUAUGAGAGGGAUGUGGUCGCACAGCAGGAGUCCAUCUCGGCCUUGGAGAAGUUCCCCACGCCAGCGUCCCGGCUCGCUCUCACCGACAUCUUGGACCAGGAGCAGUGUUUCUACCGAGUGAGAAUGUCAGCCUGCUUCUGCCUUGCAAAGAUUGCAAAUUCAAUGGUGAGCACGUGGACAGGACCACCAGCUAUGAAGUCACUCUUCACUAGAAUGUUUUGUUGUAAAACUUGCCCAAACAUUGUGAAAACGAACAACUUUAUGAGCUUUCAAAGUUAUUUUCUACAGAAGACUAUGCCAGUUGCAAUGGCAUUGUUGAGAGAUGUUCAUAACCUCUGUCCCAAAGAAGUCUUAACAUUUAUUUUAGACUUAAUCAAGUAUAAUGACAACAGAAAAAAUAAGUUUUCAGAUAACUAUUAUCGUGCAGAAAUGAUAGACGCCCUUGCCAACUCUGUCACACCUGCAGUCAGUGUGAAUAAUGAAGUUCGAACUUUGGAUAACUUGAAUCCUGAUGUGCGGCUCAUUCUGGAAGAAAUCACCAGGUUUCUGAAUAUGGAAAAACUUCUUCCAAGUUAUAGACAUACCAUCACUGUCAGUUGUUUGAGAGCCAUACGGGUGCUUCAGAAGAAUGGACAUGUGCCAAGUGAUCCAGCUCUUUUUAAGUCUUAUGCUGAAUACGGCCAUUUUGUGGACAUUAGGAUAGCAGCCUUGGAAGCAGUUGUUGAUUAUACUAAAGUGGACAGGAGUUAUGAAGAACUACAGUGGCUACUUAAUAUGAUUCAGACUGACCCUGUACCAUAUGUAAGGCAUAAGAUUCUAAACAUGUUAACUAAGAAUCCACCCUUUACUAAGAACAUGGAGUCUCCUUUAUGCAAUGAAGCCCUGGUCGAUCAGCUUUGGAAACUUAUGAACUCUGGUACUUCACAUGACUGGAGGUUACGGUGUGGCGCUGUGGACUUGUACUUCACACUUUUUGGCCUCAGUAGACCUUCUUGCUUACCUCUGCCAGAACUUGGGUUGGUUCUUAAUCUAAAGGAGAAAAAAGCUGUGUUGAAUCCUACCAUAAUUCCAGAGGCAGCGGCAGGCAACCAAGAAGCUGCGAGUAAUCCAGGCAGUCACCCCCAGCUCGUUGGAUUUCAGAACGCUUUCUCAAAUUCUCAAGAUGAGGAGGAAAUUGACAUGGACACUGUUCACGAUAGCCAGGCAUUCAUUUCUCAUCAUUUGAACAUGCUGGACAGGCCAUCAACUCCAGGGCUCUGUAAAUUCCGGCCAGCCAGCUCCCGGGCGGCUUCAGUGCCCCCGCACUCCACAGGCUGCGAUGGCGUACCCACCACAAAGCCCCCAUGGAGCAUGGAGGUCACACGGAAAGGAACAGGUAAAGAACAGUCCCCUUUGGAGAUGAGCGUGCAUCCAGCAGUGCCGGCUCCCCUCUCGGUGUUCGCGAAGGAGCCCACGUCCUCCAAGCACAGCGAGCACCACCACCACCACCACCACGAGCACAAGAAGAAGAAGAAGAAGCACAAGCACAAACACAAACACAAGCACAAGCACGACAGCAAAGAGAAGGACAAGGAGCCUUUCCCUCACCACGGCCCUGCCAGCGGCAGGUCUGUGCGCUCCCCGUCCCUCUCGGACUGAG